CGACUUGUCCAGGGUGUACCCCGCCUUUUGCCCGUAGUCAGCUGGGAUAGGCUCCAGCUUGCCUGCGACCCUGUAGAAGGAUAAAGCGGCUAGAGAUAAUGAGAUGAGAUGAGAUUAUCCGAACAACUGUCUGUAGGUUAUAAAAUUCAAGCCGAGCAUCACAAUAGCAGGUCGCAUUUACUUUCGGUUUCGGCAGCAUGGACGCCCUUCUACUGAAGGAAGGCACCGAUGUGUCUGAAAUCGAUAAAGGAGUGAAAAAUAAGUGGAGGUGGGCCUGGUUGAAUGAAACUGGGGAUAAUGGCAAGCCAUUCAGUUCAUGGUGCAGAAAAUUAAAGAUCCCUGGCGUUUGUUUUUGUGUGGUUUGCCACAAGAAGAUUAUAUACGGGAGCAAUGGCAAGAAGGUGCUUUCACGCCAUCAGCUAGAAGCUAGCCACAAGACGUCUGUAAGAAGUCUGAAACACACAUCUGCUUUGCCUGGUGCAACUAUUAACAGCAGUGAGGUCAACCCAUCCAUGGCUGAUCGUGUCUGCACCCAGAAAUACGCAUCUGUUCCUUUAUAGCACAACAUGAUCUGCCAUUGACCAUAUCCCAGCCUCUGGUCAACCUGAUGCGAGCAGUUUCGGAAGACAGGAGCGUGCUAUCCAGGCUGUCCUUGUCAAAUGCACACGCCUCUUACUUGAGCACUCAUGGCAUUGCACCGCAUUUCAAAAAUGUGUUCUCAAUGAAGCUGCAAACAAAAAUGUUUUCCCUGAACGCAGAUGAGGCAACUAAUGCUAACAUGGAUAAAAUGUUAAAUGUGCUUGUUCGCUUUUUUGACGAGGAAAUGAGGAAGGUGGUCACACAGCACUUUGGGUCUAGGAUAGUAAACAUCGCAGAUGCUUCCAGCCUCACCAAUGCACUGCACGAUAUCCUCCGGUCAUAUAACUUGACCUGGGAUCAAGUCACAUCGGUUUUGCUGGACAACUGCAGCGUCAUGCGAGGCAAGCGGUCUGGAGUGGAGACCCAAAUUAGGCAGCUCAAUCCAUCUCUACUUGAUAUCAGUGGAGACACAGUUCACAUGGUGUCAAAUGCUGCCAAGGCCCUUUUGGGGUCUUUUCAGAAUUAUGUGGAGGAAUUUUGCAUGGAUGUCUAUGACAUUGAAAAGUUCCCUAAGCAGAAGGAACUGUUUGGAGAGUUGCAAUCCCUUCUACAUAUGAAGAAAAAGAGCCUGAUCCGCCCCAUCAGCAGAAGGUUUCUGCAAAUGCUAGAUGUGUGCAACAGGGUAAGGGAGCUUGUGGAUCCACUGAUUGCACACUACUACAGCUUCCUUUCACCCAAUGAUCAGCACAAAUACAGAUGGCUACUCAACCAGGUGCAGCAAAAACAUGGAGUGACGUCAGAUGAAAAGGCUAGGAUGGUUGUACUACAGCAACAGCUUGUGAAAGGCCAAACUGAUGCAAAUAAUGACCGCAAGAAAAGGAUCUGUGUGCUUUUCAUCGAGUUCAACAAGCUCACAACCACAAUUGACAUGUACAGAAGAGGUAUGGUGGUAUCCUUCCUUCUUUUCAGGUCUUCCUGAAGAAGCUACAGCAUGAAAAGCCCAUGCUUCACAUUCUGCACUUGGAAAUGGUGCUGCUGGUGAGGGAUGUUCUCUCAAAAUUCAUGAAGCCUGAUACCAUCCCCUUGGAUGUGGAUAGCUUGUUGAACCUGGAUUUACACAACAGAGACCUGCAAUAGCCAGACAAGCUCUUGUGUGUUGGCAAAUUCAGCCAUUUUGCAGUCAACAAGGCGAGGCUGGACAAGAAACCAUGGGUGCAGGAGCUCUACAAGGCACUAAGAGAAGGCUACACCAAGGCAGCUGUGUUCUUGAUGAAAAACCUGCCGUUGAAGAACAGUCAUUUCCUCUUUAUCUGCGCACUGUCCUUCAUUGGUCCAAGAUCAACAUGUUCUCAGUGUGUUUAGCAUUUUGGCCAAGGCCUUGCCAAAUGUCAUAACCACUGAUGAGCUGGGCCAGCUGGAUGAAGAGGUAAGGGCUUACCAGACAGACCCUGACCUGGCACACGAGGCCAAAGGUUUUGAUGAUGGUGCUGCACGUAUUGAUGCUGACUGGUGGAGUCUUAUCUUCUUACUGAAGACACCAGAAGGCUCCACUAAAUUUCCAGUCUUGGGCAAAUUGUUGAAGGCACUGCUUUCUGUGUUUACUGGCCCCGUUGUGGAGGGAUCUUUCAAUGACAUGGAUGACAUCAUUGAAAAGGACAGGGUGCAGCUAAACACAGAAACAUAUGAAGGCUUUGCCAUCAUUAAAGGUCACCUGAAGGCAGUUGAGCAAACACCUUCCACAAUGAAAAUCAGUGCUGAUUUGCGGAGGUCUUGUCUGUCAUCGUUUGAACACUAUAAAGUUCAUCUUGAGGACAAGAAAAAAAAAACAAAUGAUGACAAAGAACAAAAAAUCAAGGACGCUGUGAAGGUCCUUUCAGCAGUUAGGGUAAAGGUGAAAUAAGCUACCACAUCUCAUCCAUCCAUCUCUGCUUCCAGACAAUCCACAACCUCCUCUAAAAGCACUCCUGAAAAAACUCUCUCGACCUCUACCUCCUCAUCUACCACGUCCUCUACAGGAAAAUCCUCCUACAAAAGUUCUGCAGCAGGGACUCCCUCCACUUCCACCUCCUUAUCUGCAGGAAAAUCCUCCUCCAAAAGCACACAUGCAACAACUCCCUCCACAGGAAAAUCCUCCUCCAAAAGCACAACUCCCUCCACCUCUGCCUCCUCCACAGGAAAAUCCUCCUCCAAAAGCACAACUCCCUCCACCUCUACCUCCUCUACAGGAAAUUCCUCCUCCACCUCCUCUACAGGAAAGUCCAAGUCCAAAAGCACUCAGAAACGUGCAGCAGGUGUCCUGAAGUUAGAUGACUUUGGAUUCACCACUGAAAGGCCAAAGAAGUUGACUUUUAAAAUUGUUAAAAGUCUAUUAUGUUGUUAUUGUUAUGUUACACUGUUCUCAUCUCAUUAUCUCUAGCCGCUUUAU
This is a messenger RNA of Neoarius graeffei (lesser salmon catfish), 3004 nucleotides long. RefSeq lists its product as uncharacterized. The coding region runs from base 608 to 1558 and encodes 316 amino acids. The record is from RefSeq and is a predicted model, not a curated record. The transcript is spliced from 3 exons. NCBI's taxonomy places the organism in Eukaryota, Metazoa, Chordata, Actinopteri, Siluriformes, Ariidae.